AUGCAACAUGCAAGAAUUUUCAAUAAUAACCGAUUGAAAAAGGAAAGAUCAAGUUUGAAUCCUCAGAAGACUCAUGAAUUGAAUAAAAAAUCCCUAAGAGAAAAUUCCAUGAGUUCUAGUCAAGCCAGCUUAAUUGUGGGCUCAUCAUCAAUAAGAUCAAGGUCUUCAAGUUUAAUGUCAAGAACUUUAAAUACUAAACAUAGUGACAAUACUUUAAUUGUUGGAAGACAUCUUGAUAAAAAUCAUGAUUUUGAUCGUAUGAGUUACCUCAAAGACAGUAAACGGAACGUAUCACAGAACGAUUCUUUCGAUAAUAGUGUUUUUAUGAAUGAAAAUCCUAGAAAUACUUCUGGUUAUAGAGAUCCUUUGGUACCAAUUCAAUUGACUAUCUGGUUUCAUGAAUUGAGAAGUUCUUCUGAAGACUUUAUGAUAGAUUUAAACCUUCUACCCAAUUUCAAAAUCGGUGAUAUCGUGGAAUUGGAAACAAUUGAUAAUUUCAAAGUGGUUAAAAAGAGAAUAAUACCCAACAAGAUGUAUUUCAUUAUCAAGGAACAAAAUGUCCUCAAUAGCUUAACUCCUAUAUCAUCACAACUAUCAACACCAUCAACACCCAAUUUGAAUGCUGUAAAUCACGUUGCAACCCCCACAUCUCAAGAUGGUCAAAUGUCCUUUAAUGAUACUAAUGAGGAAGAUGAUACAAAUCAAAAUAAUCUGACCCCUUCAAAUAAAGCACUGAAGAACACUGUUCAAUUUUCAUUGAUUAAUAAUCCAUUACAGAAGACAUUGGAUUUAUUACCCCGUAGUUUAGUGCAAAUAAGGAAAAUUAAUGACAUUCAAUCAGUGGAAGCUGAUACGAUAGAAAUUUCGAUUAAGAAUAUUAAUCUUUCAAGAGAUACGAUGUGGAUAAUUACCAGUAGUUUAAUUAAUAGUUGUGUCUACCAUGGCAAAAGAGUUACUUUUCUUAGUAAUCGUAUAGGUAUUAUCAAGAAUAUUUAUAAAAAUGGGAAGAAGCAGUUUUCUGGGUAUAUUGGGAAUAAUACCAAGAUAGUUUAUAGAUCAGAAAGCUCAAGGUUGAUAUUCUUGAUUCAAACAUCAAGGGAAAUGUGGCAUUUCGAAGAAUCAGGAGAGAUUAUGUUUCAUAAGUUAGUGAACAAUUUGUUCCCCAAAAUCUUUCGGAAAUGGAGAGAGAAAGAUGCUAAUCAUUCAAUCACAAUUGUUUUGUUCACUUCAGUGGAUGUAACAGAUAUACCAUGGGUAGCCUUAGGUCAUGGGGAGAGACCUAAUCAUGUACGAGAGUAUUUCAGAGUGGUAGUAGACCAAGUAAGUAUUUUCCAUUGGACAAAGAUUAUGGAAACUUUAAGACUUGAAUUCGCUAAUUUCAAAAGAGACGUUAUCUUGAAUAAAGUCAAUAAUGAAAACAUCAAUGAUCAUAGAACAUUUUCUGUGGAAGGGGUUUCUUUACCUUCAGUUAAAGGGAAUAUUUUGGAAUCCAUCAAUAUUGGAUUGAGUUUGAUCAAAGAUAGAUUUACUGAUACAGAUUUGAAGCAUAGUUUGAACCAUUUGAUUGUCAUUACUCCAGGAACAGGUUUAUUUGAUGUUGAUUAUAACUUGAUGUUAGAAACCAGUAAGAAAAUGUCCAGCAGUGAUUGUGCUCUCGAUCUUAUAUGUUUAAGUCAACCUCCAUUACAUAUAGUUCCCUUAUUCCGAUUCAAAGAUUUGACUAAGAAUGGGAAGUUGACUUAUUGUGUACCUAAUUGGUGUGAUAUUUCAUUUUAUAAAGAUCCAACCAUCAAUAAGGAACAAUGGAUCCCUCGAUGUAAGAUUUACGAACUUCAAAUGAUGGGGGUCAUGGAGAAAGAAGUUCAUGGGAUUGAAAUUGAGAGGUUUAAGUUAUUCAAAGAUGAGAAAUCAUUUGUGGAUUCUAUGGAUAAUUAUGAUAAUGAACUUUUCAAAGAGGCUAAAAAGUUUUCUGAAUCAGAAAAAAACUUAUCAUUUUCUUCAUCAAAAUCAAAUUCAGUAGUGAAUUCAAUAAAUUCUUUCACUUCAGAUAAAGCUAAAACAAAGAUUUCAACCCCUCAAGCAGUACACGAUUCAAUACUUUUAAUGAAUCGUCCCCAUGAUUUGAAAGCCAAAACUUCCGCCAAGUUUAAUAUUUCAACAACAAAUUCAAGUGCUUUAGGUGUAGUUACAACAUUAAAACCUGAAAGUUCAGCAUUAUCUACAUUAUAUCAAUUGAAAGGAACUGAUGGUCUACCAAUAGCUUCACCAGGAUUAAGGCCAACUUCAGGAGGUAAUUCAUUGAAAAGUAUAAGAAGUAAUACCGAUUUGAGAACUUUGAAGAGUAAUUCUUCUAUAAAUCAUCUUCAAUUUUCAUCUCCCGGUCCUAAGAUCAUCAAGAAUGAAGAUAUUUUCAAACCAAAAGAUCCCAGUAAGAUGAGAGAUACCAAUUCCACCAGCUUAUCCAACAGAUCUAUGAGAGAAAGAUCGGAAACUACCAUCAAACGUCCAAAUCAAUUAUCCACAACUAACCUUGAAGAAACAAAGGAAGAAGAAGAAAAUCAACCAUUGAACUAUUUCUGGACAGAAAUUUCAAAUCCUUCAAAAGAGCUGCACCUGGAUUCUUUGAAUUUUAUCAAACUUGGGAAAUGGAACCAAGUUUUCCCUCCACACAUCAAAAGAAAUAUAGUUAAAUGGAGGUCUUUCCAAUCCCCUGCAGCUUUACCAGUGUAUCAACCGAAUUUCCCUCGAAUGAAAGAUUUAGAUACAAAUUAUCAUACACAGGUUUACACGUUAUUAUUAAACUAUGAGAAUAAUCUUGAACUUGAAACCAUUGAUGAUUUAAUGAGAGAAAUGAUCCAAUUGAGAUUACUCUUGGGAUUCCAAAUCUGUGACAGUGAUACUGUUAACAAAUUGGAAACAGAAAAGAAUCCUACUAAUCCUCAAGGAAGAUUGGUGAAACAUUUCCAAACCAAUUUCAAUGGUUCCAAGAUUUACAUGAUGUUAGAUAAUGAAAUCCAUAGAAUUGCUUGUGAUGAUUCAAGUAUCGGUGUUCAAUUGUAUAAGAAAAUUGAAUCUGAAAGUCUUAAACCAGUAUUCAAAAAUCAAGAAUUCGACUUCAAGAACCACCAACCUUUGAUUAGAACAAGGUACGCCGACGAAUAUAGUAAAAGUGCCAUUAAUUUCAUCGGCCAAACAUCACCAAGAUACAAUUGGAAUCAGUUUGAUCAAUUGUUAGCAGGAUAUGAUGACGCUUUACCCGAAGAAACUAAAUCAUUUUUCAAAAUGAAAUUUGUUAUUAUGCCAACAGACAUCCCAAAGAAUGCUUAUUUCAUUACAAAUGAAAGUUUAACAGAUGAAGAAAUCCGUGUUGAAGGAUUGAGAAAACUCAUAGCAAUGAUUGAACGGGGGAAAUAUACCAAAGAAUCAGAAAAAUCUAAAGAUCGUGAUAAGAAGAAGGAGGCUACAGUUCCAGAAAUUAACUUCUAUACUGGUAAUCUAUACGAAUUUUUAAGCGAACAAGCAGAGUUUUUCGAUUCUACUGGUAAUCAACCCCAAAAUUCUUUGAUGAUUACAGACAAAUUCAACAAAUCCAUUAAAUUGAUUAAUUUAGCUCAUGAAUUACAAAGUCCUAAUGGUGUGAGAAUUGUUGAUAGAACUUGGCAUUUCACCACUCAUGAAAAUUGUUUCAUUGGUAAUGAAUUUGUUACUUGGUUGAUUGAGAACUUCGAAGAUAUAGAUACUAGAGAUGAGGCAUUGAAAUUUGGUCAAUCCUUAAUGGAAAGAGGAUUAUUCAAACAUGUAGAGAAUCGUCAUGGAUUCUUAGAUGGGUAUUAUUUCUAUGAAUUAGAACAAGAUUAUAUUGAUAAGACUUACAGACCUGCUAUUGAAAAGACUAGUUGGUUUGGUAGAAAGAAAGAUCGUGACAUUACUCCUACGUCUAAAACCAACUCAGAUGUUGAAUCUUUCAAAUCUCCAGUUUUGUCACCUCAAGAUAAUAUCAAUUCAGGUCCAGACUUGAGAAGAAUUGCCAGUAUUGGUAAUCAAUUGAGUAAUAAUAGUAACUUCCCUACAUUGACUAAUUCUAUGCAUUCAAGUAAUGUCAACGGAAAUGGAUCAGAAACAUCUUCCAUGGCAGAUUCGGCAGGUUCGAAAUCUAAGAUCAAGAGAAAAUUCGUCUUGAGUAGAUCGGUCAAAUAUAAUGCCGAUCCUUUGAAAAAAUCAUAUCGUCCAGAAAUACUUACUGUUCAUUAUGAUAGAGUACACAAUCCUGAACAUUGUUACCACAUAAGAUUACAAUGGUUGAACACUUCCACCAAUUUCAUCGACGAAACUAUAAGUAACUGGUCCAGAUUAUGUGAAAGACAUGGAUUGAAGUUCGUCGAAACCCCAUGGAAAGAAUUAUGUACCAUACCACAAUACAAUCCGUUCCAUUCAUUUGUGGAUUUAAGACUUGCAUUAAAUCCUUUCCAAGAUCCAGAAUUUAAUGAUGCUAAGAUUUUAGGUAAUAAUAAAUUUUAUUACCAUUUAUACCUUUUGAAGAAAUAUGACUUCCUUUUAGAUAAUCGAUCUGCCGUAUAUUUUCUGAAGGAGAAUAUUGAAAUUUCAUAUAGUUGGGGGAAACCAUCAUUUAAAUAUGCCCAAUUCAUCCAUAGAACUGGUGCUUACAUAAUUGAGGUCAGGGAUAAUGGAGAUUUCGUAUUAGCUCCAAAUAACAUGCACAUUUCCAGGAUAAAUAAUCCAAUUUCCAAUGUUGAUCCUGAAGUGAAGAAUAUUUAUACCACGGAUUCCCAAAGAAUCAUGUUGAAAUUAAGGAAAACUUGUAAUGACAAACAUAUGUUGGCUAGAAUUUUUAAAGAGGCUAAAGAUUGUUGGAGAGAUGAUUAUCUGAAGGAUAUCUUACCAACAGAUAUUUGA
Molecule: messenger RNA, 4914 nt
Organism: Yamadazyma jaroonii
Lineage: Eukaryota; Fungi; Ascomycota; Pichiomycetes; Serinales; Debaryomycetaceae
Source: the annotation of a GenBank genome assembly